CAAAUAUAGAAGGAGAUCGACGUGAUCCAGGUGAGCCCAUGCUGGCCCUGGGGUCAAGGGCUAAGAGACAGCUAGGAUUUAACAGUAAUCUGUUAUAAUUAAAUUAGCAUUUGACUUUUUUGAAACUCCAACCUCACUUUGCUUUAUUUUGAAUGAUUUUGAAUUAAAAGUUGCUCUCAACUCAAUAGCUUUUUUAAUAUUAGUAAUUAUAUUUUCAUUCUCAUCAUCAGUAAGUGUAAUUCCUUCAUCAUUAAAUUCACUCUAUCACUAUUUUGUUGUGUUAGUCAUUCAUCAUCAGAUUGUAUAUCAUCAACAAUCAAAGAAUCAAUUCCAUCAUCCUUUCUUUGUCUUUAUGACUUGAGUUGUCUACUUUUUAAUUUUUAUUAAACAUAAUAUUAACCAACCUUUUCACCUGUCCUAUAGAAAUGGGUUUCUUUUUAUAUGCUUUUGGUUGAACAUUCUUCAAUAGCAUUCAUGUGCAGAAGCUUAACAAGUAAGAUUGAGAACUUGUACUACAAAUGCUUUAAGUUCAGGUAGUUGUAUGAUACUUCUUUGUCCAAUGUUUGACUAAUCAUUUGUUAUUAUUCUAACUUCUAUUUUAGCCCAUGUUUGCUUCAAUUUAUCGACCAUCUUUGUCGUUUCCCUUGCCCUUGCCUCCUCAUCUUACAUCUAUGUUUGAAGCUCGUUCAUGCUAGGAAGCUCUAAUAUUUGACCAUAAUACCUAAUAAAGCAAAGCAUGAUUAUUAUGAAGGACUCCUUUCCAUGUUAAAUGGAAUUCUAUUCUAAAAAAUGCAUCUUGUAAUAUCUAAACAAACUCUAUUCUUGUGUCUUUUGUCAAAGCUAGAGGAGGAAUUGUAUAAGACUUAUUAUUCUCACCUUUGACUCGGCUCAAGCUAUUUCAAGUAUACAAAUUUCAUUUUUUUAUCAUUCUUCUAUGGUACUCUUUAAGAACUAUCAUUUUUUGUUGUUGUUAUUUCCUACAUUCUCUUCUAACAGUUCUUGCUUUUUUUGUGUGAGUGUGAUUAUUUGAAAAGAUUUUGAGCUUUUGGUGUGCUUGCUAACCACAAUUUUGUUUCAGUUAUAAUGUUUUAAAUUGGCUCGGUUUUGUGCCAUUAAGGUCUUUUUAUUCUCUGUUACCUAAAUUCACCUGUGUUUAGAUGGGGGGUUAGGUCGACCCCUGUCUAUUCCUUUUAAAAGAGUCAUCCUAGUCUAUUCUUAAAAAAAGUCAUCGUCCAAGUAAUGGUCGAAAUUUCCCAAAGGAAAACAAGCCUCGCUUUUAUCUAUACAAGUACAAAUCCAUUUAUCCAUUCCUAACUUGACCUAGAAAACAAAUGAAACAUGAUUAUUUUUUUACCUCAACUUGACCAAGAAAAGUAAGGGAAGCCUUAAGAUCUUAAGUUUUGUCUUGUGUCUUGCUUCAAUGACUAAUGGAAAUGGGAACAAGAUGAUUUUUGAGAAUUAAGCAUUAACUAAUGGUAAAUUGUUAAAUUGCUAAAGGCUUUAGAAGUAAUGAGUGAAGUAUGAGCUUUCUCAAACAUUUGGUGGCAUUUAAGCAAUUAAUACAGGGUUUAUGCUGAAUAGUCUGUUAUCCUAUCUUAUGCUUAUACUGAUAUUGCCUCUGAAAUUGUAACAUACAUUGUUAAAAACUUUAAUUUUUUAUUAACUUUUAACUGGUGAUUCUCAUUUUUUUCCUUCUUUGUGAUCUAUAUUGUUGCAAUGGUUGCGUGGCUGUGGGAUCAUCACUUUCAACUAUGUUUUAUAGUGCUUGGUGGACUAGCUUUCAUGUUUUCAGCUAGCUUUCUGUUGCAAAUCCUGGCUUGUGCAUUAUACAACAACUGGUGGCCUAUGCUAACAGCUCUCAUGUAUGUAUUGGUGCCAAUGCCUUGCUUGUUUUUUGGAGGUGGUUCUACGCAUUUCUUGACCAGCAGGGAGGGUGGAGGAUGGAUAAACGCUGCAAAGUUUCUGACGGGGGCGUCGGCCAUGGGAAGCAUCGCCAUACCUGCAAUCUUAAGGCAUGCUCAUCUGAUCGAAACAGGUGCAAUGUUAAUAGAAUUCACUUCAUUCUUCAUUUUAGUCUGUACUGUACUUUGCUUCCACCGAGUUAGCCUUGAUGAGGAUUGGUAGCUUAACAAGAUUGUCCCAAUCGCCUUAUUUUAUGACCCUCCACAGUCCUUUGAAAACACUUAUUAUGUAGCCUUUGACCUCUAGACAAUAAAAAGUCUUAUAAAUACUGUUAGGCAAACUAUCAUCUAAUCAAUCCCUAUGUGUUAUAUCUCAUGUUUUUAUAA
Molecule: messenger RNA, 2288 nt
Organism: Dendrobium catenatum
Lineage: Eukaryota; Viridiplantae; Streptophyta; Magnoliopsida; Asparagales; Orchidaceae
Product: vacuolar protein sorting-associated protein 55 homolog
Exons: 5
Coding region: 1717-2124 (135 amino acids)
Biological process (GO): late endosome to vacuole transport via multivesicular body sorting pathway
Cellular component (GO): endosome
Source: RefSeq, a predicted model, not a curated record